GUGAAUGUUAUCUAUAUAGUCAAAUCAGCGUCCUAUAUGUUGUUUAUUUUUAAAUAAAUUAGUUUUAAAAUAUUUAUAUAUUUGUCUUCAAUAUUAUUCAAUGAAAAAUAUUACGUUUCCACACCAUCUAUAGGCAAUAUAUUUUUUUAAUAAUUAUUGUGUGAUACAUUUCAUCAUAGUCGAGUCAGUGGCCGUCACCAUGGAGAGUGCUUGCUGUAAAAAUAUUUUUUAAUACAAUAUCGUUGUGUUAGCUUAGUAAAAUUUGUUUUAUAAAAAUGUUAAUUAUAAUUUGAUCGUUAUAUUUUAACGCUUACAUGAUGUUUUUACAAUAUCUUGCUAGAUUUGUGUAAAAACGAGAAAUAUUUUUUACAAUAUUGUUUUAAUAAUAUUUCAGAAUGAAUGGAGGCAUGGAGCAUAGAACCCCAGGUCAUAACGCAGUGCUUCACAAGGCACCUAAAAACUAUAAAUUGUUAAUAGACCCAUUUCUUGUAAAAGGAGCUACUAAAUUAUACAGAUAUGAUGGAAUGGUUCCUGGAGAUAAUACAUAUCCAACUGUACAGUGCAGAGAUCCAAGAUCUCAAAUCUCUAGAAUUUGGAAUAAGUUAGAACCUGCGGAUUUGCCAGUGCCUAGAUUCAGAAUAGAUAAAAAUUAUGUGGGUAUCCCUCCUCAACUGGAAAUAACUAUUGGAAAUCUGAAUGAUAACAUUGAUAAAGCAUUUCUCUCUGACAUGAUGAACAAAGUUGGCCCUUGUGAGGAAUUGACAAUAUUUUACCAUCCCAUGACAAAUAGGCAUUUGGGAUUUGCUAGAGUUGUAUUUCAAGAUGUAAAAUAUUCUAAAAUAUGUGUUGAGAAAUAUAAUGGCAAAUCUGUAAUGGGCCAGGUGCUAGAUGUGUUCCAUGAUCCCUUUGGUAAAAAAUGUCAAGAGAUGUUUGAGGAUAAAACCAUGGAGAGAAAGCCACAGACGGCAACGUCAACUAUAAAAGUACCAAGCCUGGUAGAAGAUGUACGAGCGCCAAAGGUUGAUCCCGCGCUCAGUAAGAGAUUAGAAGAUACAAAAUUAACAGACAAGGAACCAUAUCCUCGUUAUAAGGAUGUAGAGCAUAAUGAUAGCAAUACGCGCUGGUCAGACGAAGAGCGAGAGUACAGGCAUCGACAUCGCAACCGGAGCGAGCGAGACAGAGACUUGGACAGGGACAGGGACAGGGAGAGGGAGAGGGAGAGGGAGAGAGAAAGAGAUAGAGAUAGAGAGAGACACAGGGACCGCUACGCUCGCGCGGAGCCGGCCGAGACGUACGCCAGCGCGCACGUGGCGGAGAUGCCCUACGCGCCCGCGCCGCUGCCCUACGACCCUUACUACCAACCCAGCUACGGCUACGGAUACGGCGGAGGAGCUGGCUCGGGGCUGUGGUGGGGCGACUGGCGCGCGCCGCACGCGUCGCACCAUCACCACCCGGAGCAACCGGUGGGCGCGUGGAGCGAGGCGCGCGAGCCCUCCCCGCGCGCGCCGCCCCCGCGCCCCGCGCACGCGCACGCGCCCGCGCACGAGCACGAGCUCGAACCCGCGCGCCCGCACGCGCCCGACAAGGAGGUUAAAAGUAAAAGCGAGGAGCCAGUCCCACCUCAGGAGGCGGCUGCUGUGAAGGAACCCGAGCCUAAACCCCCUCCGCCAGCCGAUGAACCAAAAAACGUCGACCUAGACACCAGGAUCGCAAUGCUUUUAAAAGGUGCAAGCGGCGGCGGGGGCCUCGCUCCGCCUUUUCUUUCACUCGGUAUGUCUUCUGAGGAGGAGGAUGACGAUCGCCUUCCUGCCAAGAUACCGGACUUGGAUGCCCACAAUCCACCAACGGAUGACGAAGGUUCAGGUAGCGAAGAUCGAGAGAGUAUAAUAUCCUUUAAUCAGAACAAAGAGGUAGACCCCGAGCCCUUGUCAAACACUCCAUCCCCGUAUUUGAGCAGAGAGUUCUAUCUGGAAUGCCUCAAAAUUACUGUCGAAAAGAAAGCGAAAGACGAUCGCAAGAAGUUACCUCAAAUUGACAAGAUCGGUUCGGAUAUAUCAUCAUCGGAAGACGAGCUCCUGACCGGAGAGGAGCCGCGCCGGUCGCCGGUCGCGCCGCCGGAUAAGGACCAGGACAAUUUGGACGACGACCAGAUGUCUCUGUCAUCGCUGUCGUCUACGGAGGCCAAAAUCGAGGAGCAGGUGCCGGCCGAGGCGUACUACUACCCGCCCGCCCCGCACCCGCACUACUACCAGCCGGUGUGGCCGACCACGGCGUACCCCGGCGCGGCGGCCGCCUACCCGGGCGUGGCGGACAUGGCGCUGGCGUACGGCGCGGGCGCGUUCGCCGCGCCGCCGCUGUUGCCGCACCACUACCCGCACCGGCCCGAGCACCAGCCCACGCACCAGGAAUUAGACAACCCGUACUAUCCCACGAUUAACAGCGUAAUAGAGCGAGUGACGUCUGAGUUAAAAUUAAUCCUGAAGAAAGAUUUCAACAAGAAAAUGAUAGAGAGCACUGCCUUCAAAAACUUCGAGGUGUGGUGGGAUGAGCAGAGUCGGAAAACGAGACAAACCGUCAAGCCGCUCAAGGAGGAGAUAGGGCAGCCAUUACAGGAUAUAUCAAAUAAGAAAGAAGAGACGGUAGAUUCAAUAAAAUCUAUAAUGGAAUCUCGAGAAUUAGGAUUAGAUCUCGGAGGAUACAGUGUAGGCAUCGGACUGGGUCUCCGCGCCACGAUACCGAAAAUGCCGAGUUUUAGAAAAAAACGGAAAAUACCUUCCCCUGUCGUCAUGGAUGAAGACUCAUCUAAACGGCUCAGUGAUCAGGAGGAAAUUGUUCAAAACUCGGAUGAAGAAAAAGAAGUGCCCACGAGUCCUAGAAAUAGGACGACAGGAUCAUACUUAUCCACUGGUAGAAGACGACAGUCCAGCAGUUCGUCAAGGUCGUCGUCAUCAUCGUCGUCUCGCUCGUCGUGGUCGGGCUCGGAGCGCUCCACGCAAAAGGGCGCCGCCCCGCGCAUAUACUCCGACACCGACGACUCCGAGAUCGACGAGGCGGAGUUCAAGGUCAUAUCUAAUAAGGAGAGGUUAAGAAGGGUCUACUCGUCAUCAUCGGACAGUGAAGAAGAGCUUAGAAGGAGAGAAAAAACUCCUAUACCACCCGUGGAAGCGUCAGACGAUCGACUCGGCUCUCCUAUAUUGUCACCAGAAGAGGAGCCUAGAGAUUUGUUAUUGGAUCGAGUAUAUUCAGACUCGGAAGAAGAGAGAGAGUAUCAGGAACGGAGGAGACGAAACACUGAGUAUAUGGAACAGAUAGAACGAGAAUUCUUAGAAGAACAGAGACGUAAAAUGGAAGUGGACGCGGGUCCGCCGCCUGACAAAGCACCCGACGAAAGUAAAAUCGAAUCUAAAGAGGAAGAAUCUAGAAGUAGUCCAGUUAAGAACCAUCUCAAAUCACCUAAAAAGAACAAAACGGAAGCAGAAGUUGAAGAGGGAGAAAUCACAUCGGAAGAAGAACCUCUUGAAGCGCGACGGAAAAAAGAAAGGCGACAGAAAAAGAAACCAGUCGAGAGACAGAGGAUUCCGUCUGUCAGUGAUAGUCACAGUUACACGGAGUCUGCGGCAAGUGUCAAUGGCGUCAAGGAAGCGAACAGCGCGCUGUCGGAGACGUCGUCGCCGCAGUCGCAGGCGUCGCAAGCGUCGCAGGCGUCGCAGGUGGCGCUCGACCACUCGUACUGCCGGCCCCCGCCGCGACAGGAGCCGCGCCCCAACCAUCUGCAGCACGACCACGGGUACACCUGGAUGGCUGAGCCAGAGCUCGAGUCGCCGCAAAUUGAGAGUGACGAGGUCAAAUCACAAAAAGAGACUAAAAAGCCGUACAAAAGAAAACAUGAGUCUAAGAAAUUGGCUGAAAUACAGAAUAAGUUGUACGAGCCGCUACCGGAGUACGACAAGAUGUACUCGAGCGUGACGUUCAAGCCGCGCGACAUAAUGGCGGAAAUGCAGGUGAUGUACGAGUUCCUGACGCGAGGCAUCGACCGCGAGGACGUGGAGUUCCUGCGCCGCGCCUACGACGCGUUGCUGGCCGAGGACGCGCAGGGCUACUGGCUCAACGACACGCACUGGGUCGACCACCCGCCCACCGACCUCACCUACUCGCCGCCGCGCAAGAAGUCCAAGCGCCACGCCAACAUGUACGAGGACUUGCAGAGCCACUCGAGCGGGUCUGCGCGCACGGAGGGCUACUACAAGAUGGACGCGCGACUGAAGGCCAAGUACAAGUACCACCACGGCCGAGCCGCCGCCGUGCCCGCGCCGCCCGACGACAAGAAGGCGUCCAAGAUGCAGCUGCUGUCCCGCGAGGCGCGCUCCAACCAGCGCCGUCUGCUCACCGCGUUCGGAACAGACACGGACUCUGAUCUCCUUAAAUUUAAUCAACUCAAAUUUCGAAAGAAGCAGCUUAAGUUUGCCAAGUCUGGCAUUCACGAUUGGGGCUUAUUCGCCCAGGAGCCGAUAGCCGCGGACGAGAUGGUGAUCGAGUACGUGGGCCAGAUGGUGCGCCCCAUCGUGGCUGACGUGCGCGAGGCCCACUACGAGGCCACCGGUAUCGGAAGCUCGUACUUGUUCCGCAUCGACCUCGACACCAUCAUCGACGCGACUAAGUGCGGCAAUCUGGCGCGAUUCAUCAACCACAGCUGCAAUCCGAACUGCUACGCAAAAAUUAUAACAAUAGAGUCCCAAAAGAAGAUAGUAAUAUAUUCCAAACAACCGAUCGGCGUGGACGAGGAGAUCACUUACGACUACAAGUUCCCGCUCGAAGAUGAAAAGAUCCCGUGCCUGUGCGGCGCCCCGCAGUGCCGCGGAUACCUCAACUGAGCACGACAGAUGUCUCAAACUCGGAACGCUAAUGAUACUCCUAAUAUAAUUCCACUGUCAAUAUUUAUUGUUUUGUUUUCUUUUGUUUAAACGAGGAAUUAUCGUUUUCAAAUAUCCUUACACUAAGCCAGCAUAAUAAUAAAAUAAAAUGCAAUUUUUGUUUUAGUAACUUAAGCACAAAACUUCGACGAUAUUUUCUCAUACUACAAAUUUUACUUUUUGUUUUCAUUGUUGCAGCUACGAUCGAUUUAUUGUAAUUCAUUAAAGCUUUAUGGUCUAUAGAAUUACUUUUAAUUUUGCCAAAAUGAAUGUUAUUAUUAUAAAUUGCAACAAGAUAAAGGUGUAAUGAACCUUUCAGCAGCUGCAUUACUGAAUGCAACAAAAGCAAUAAUGAAUUAUCAGUAUGUAUCAAAAUAUAUUAAGUUUUAUAAAGAUUUUCCAUUCGGGUAUAUUCUUUUUUGAAAAAUUGAUAUUGAAAAUUAUAGUUAGCGAUAGUGGUCUCGAAAUUACAACGGACGUUUGUCACAAUGGUUUAAGGAUAUCGUCAAUCCGAAAUGUCGACGAUAUACCUUACAUUGAUUUUGUAAAAUGUAUAAAAUUAUUUAUAGAGAAACUGGUCUGUGACCUUUAAUCUGUGUAUAGAUAUAAUUAAGAAAUUAAAUACGAAUGAAUCAGGAACGUGAUCAUUAUUUUAUUGAAGAUGAUUAUAAUCAAAACAAAACCUAAGCCCCUUAUUUACAUUAUUAUAAGACAAAUGAGGACGUCAGUGUACAUUUUGAGUAACUACAAAUACCGCUAUGGGCUUGAAAUAAAAUUGUUUUGCGACUGCCUCAAAUAAUGAUAAUGACAUAAUGUAUAAAGGUAAUUAUAUAAUUGUGUGCUUGUGGCGUGUGAGUCUGGUGUGUUUAUUUUCCAGAAAUGUAUGUAAUGAAAGAAAACUCGAGUGCAACCAUAUGUUAUCAAUUUUUUAUAUGUGUCUUGUAUUAUACUGAUUUGACUGAUUCUAAGAUAUAAUUCAUUACGAAUAGGAUGUCAGGUCUUACACACUGUAUAAUUUUGUGUUGUACAUUAUUUUUUACAGAGAUCUCUGCUGCUUGUCAGAUUUAUAUGUAGUACAGGUUUCAAGUACAUUAUCUAUUGUGCUGUUUAAAGUAACAAAAUGUAAACGUUGUUUCCGUCGCUUCUGUUUUUAAUAGUUUUGUUAUAUUUUCUCAAAGAAAAUAAUGAAUCUAAUUUAACAGAAUAUAAUAGAAAUGAAAAACCUUAAAUUGGUCCUUCUAAAUACACUCUUACUAUUUAAAAUAAAAUGUAUAAGAAUGUAAAUAAAAGAUUUCAACAUUUU
Vanessa tameamea is the source of this 6213-nucleotide messenger RNA. It is a transcript of the gene Set1, whose product is annotated as histone-lysine N-methyltransferase SETD1. The record is from RefSeq and is a predicted model, not a curated record. Lineage: Eukaryota; Metazoa; Arthropoda; Insecta; Lepidoptera; Nymphalidae. Gene Ontology annotation, molecular function: histone H3K4 methyltransferase activity; protein binding; RNA binding. Gene Ontology annotation, cellular component: Set1C/COMPASS complex. The coding region runs from base 396 to 4871 and encodes 1491 amino acids. The transcript has 29 exons.